AUGACGAACGCAAAAUCCAAGAAAAAGAAGGCCGACGAGAAGGAGAGUAAUACUCCUCCUUCUUCCUCCGCUCUGAUCAUUUGUCGGAACAAGUAUGUACAACGCUCGCUGUUCUCCCUCAUCCCGCCAACCCCUUCCCUCUAAUUUUUGGAGGGGGAAGAUUGAGGAGAGGGGCGGCGGGGAAAAAAAGAAGAAGGAAAAAGGACAAAGGUGGAGGAGAGGAGAGGGGGUUAUAGAAACUAUUAUCCUCCUCCGCCCUCGUUUAAAGGUCUUCCCGUCCAGAGUGGAAUUUGCUGACUUCGCCCUCAGACAUUGGCGGUACAUCUCCUCGUUCCACGGCCCAUGGCUCCAAUUACCCCCGGAAGUGCUCGAGUCCCUCGCUCACAGCAAUUACCAGGCCCCGCGUCCGCGGCCCAUCGACCCGGCCGUGCUCUACGAUCUCGUCAAGAUCCGCAAGUUAAUCGACGACGCGACAAACCUCGCUGUCCGAGCCGCCUCCGGCAUUGCCUCCUCAACAUUGCUCAAAGAUGGCGGCUUACUCGGCGGUAGCGCGGCGGGGGUGCUAGGGCUGGGUAUAGCGGGAGGGGGUCCCGCGCCGCGACUCUCCAGGGAGCGCAAACACCGGAUGCGCGAACUUGCAACCCAGAAACUUGCAAAGGCCUACAAACUCGAUGAGAUCGCGGCUUCGGUGGCGACGAUGCAGAGCGCGAGUUCCCUAGAGGAGGUGGCGAGUCUGGUGCUUGAUAGGAAUCCUGGCGACCCGGAUGCGAAGUACGUGCACUUUUUCCACGAGAAGAUUCCUAGCCGAAUGCUGGCCAAGUGCACGAGCUUGAAGCCGUUGGAUGACGUUAUUAACGAGAGGCCUGCGGAGGGCGCGCCAUUGAGGACCAGAGCUGUCACUAAAGGCUUUAAAGAUGACUUUAUUGGUGCGGCGCAGGACUUGACGCACGCGUUGAGUAUCUCGAGGCCUCGGAGUCUGCACGAUCUUGGUAUGGAAGUGGCUACCCGAGGCGGCAGUGGCAGUGGUGGCAGCGGGCCCCCUAGGAAGACGGAAGAGGAGGAUCAGCCUUCUAGUUUAGAAGCGCAGUUACUUUUCCAUCGCGCAUCGACUUACUUGACCAUCGCUUGCCAGAACAUUGAACCAAGCCUGACCCCGAAGGCCAAUGCCUCAGCAGUGCCAGAAGAGGUUGCUCAGGCCGAAGCGCUCAAGCGGGGGACUGCUGCGAAAGCCGUUAGGACUAAUGCUAAACGAGCUUUGAGGGACUACAUCAAGUUUCUAUCUACCUUUGAUUACACCCCGGGUUUACCCCCGGAGACUACGGAAGAAUUUAUGCGAAGUGUAGAGCGGGAAGUCAACAAGGCUUCUGACCUCAGCACUAGCAGCACCCGGAGCGACACUAAAAAAUUCCUAGAAAUCCUCUAUAGGCAAACAGGAAACGGGAGUUACCAACCACACACACCCCACCACCAUGCCAACAUAAGCAACCCUCUCCCAUCCACCCUCCUCCCUCAACUCCCCGUGUACCAAGUCUCCGCCCUCUUCAACUCCCCCCAACCCUCCACCCUCCCUCCAUACCCCUCCACUUUACUUAUAACCACUAAUGGUUCAACCUACACCUCAACCCCAAACAGCACCCCUAGAACUUCCACCUCCUCAACCUUGACCGCAGCGGCCGCGGCCCUCCUAGCUGAUGGCGGUGAAGCAAUAACUUACCAUCCCCUCCUAACUGACGCUCUGCACUCUCUCCUCCUCUGCCACGUGCUGAUUCAAACUCCGAUAAAGGAGAUCCUCCGGCACGCACACAUGGUUGCCCGACUGGCGCGUGUUUGCGACGGCUACCCCAUAUUCCUGUCCCCCCGCUCCCCGGCUCGUGCGGAUUGGAUUGAAGUCCUUCGUAGGACCAAUAAUUUCGUGGGGUUGGAGAGUACCUGGGAGGCCCUUUGCUCUCCCGCACCACUUCCAGGAACACCCCCGUCACCAGUUGGCGAUGGUGAUGUUGGCCUAGAAUUGGAGAGGGCUGCAGCUGCGCUGGUGGGGGGUGGGAGGGCCAUGCAUCAGCACGCACCUGCGGUGCAGCCGAAGAGAUGGGCGCAAGAAGAUGGUGGGAAGGAGUACCCUAUUAGUACCGAUCGGGCAGCCGUAGUUAGUCGCUGGGUUAGGGAGGGUAUGAAGAAGGAGCGGGAGAGACUUGCGGUAGCAACGCUGGCGAAGAAUUCUAUGCAUACAAAUGGCAGUGGGACUGGGAGCCCGGCGACGCCAACGACACCUGUAGUUGAAGGGGUGGAGGAGUUGCAGGUCUAG
Molecule: messenger RNA, 2302 nt
Organism: Tuber aestivum (summer truffle)
Lineage: Eukaryota; Fungi; Ascomycota; Pezizomycetes; Pezizales; Tuberaceae
Source: the annotation of a GenBank genome assembly